AUGGCUGGCACUUAUGAUACAGAAGGGCAAAGAAUCGUUGACAUAAAUAUAUCUAUCGCUCUUUGUGAAGCUCAAGAUGCUGGUGCAACAUUCAUCAAUCGAGAUUGGAUUGCAGAGAAAAGUCAUCGUUCAGUUCGGUUUAUUACGAACCGGUGGCAAAAGCCGUAUGGUCAAUGUUUUGCUGACUAUUCAAACACUAAUCCUAAAGUAAAACUGUCGCAAGCGAGUCGGGAAGUUAUCCUUGAAGCCAGUGGUUGA
This is a messenger RNA of Adineta ricciae, 258 nucleotides long. The record is from the annotation of a GenBank genome assembly. NCBI's taxonomy places the organism in Eukaryota, Metazoa, Rotifera, Eurotatoria, Adinetida, Adinetidae.